Molecule: messenger RNA, 1938 nt
Organism: Pseudomassariella vexata
Lineage: Eukaryota; Fungi; Ascomycota; Sordariomycetes; Amphisphaeriales; Pseudomassariaceae
Exons: 1
Coding region: 1-1938 (645 amino acids)
Biological process (GO): protein import into peroxisome matrix, docking
Cellular component (GO): cytosol; peroxisomal membrane
Molecular function (GO): protein binding
Source: RefSeq, a predicted model, not a curated record
AUGUCUUUUCUUGGCGGUCCUGAGUGUUCGACAGCGGGCAACCCGCUUAGUCAGUUCGCGAAACAUACACAGGACGACAAAAGCCUUCAGCGAGACAGGGUCGUCAAUGGCGGCCCUCAAGGAAGCGCAGGCGGUUUCCGCAGUGCCCCCAAUCACGCCCCCCAGGACGAGAUGAUGAACGGCUUCCUGCAGCAGAAUGGACGAUUACCAGACAUGCCUCUCGAGGCUAUGAACCCGCAGCUUCGACUCGACCACCCGGCACAGGCGGUCCACCUGAGAGCCAACUCGACUUCGCCAACCUGGGCCAACGAGUUCCAACGCAAUCCUCAGGCCGCCAUGGAGUCGGCCUUCAAGGUACCACAAGGCACGCACUUUGGUCCGGAGGACUAUGCGAAGUUUCAGCAAAUGACACAGGUGGGGCCGUCAAGGUCGAGUCCUAUGCCCCAGGGCAUGGCAUACCCGGGGCCCAUGAUGGGAACGGGUAUGAUGAGUGGUAUGGGCAACGUGGGAAUGGGCUACGGUAUGCGCGGCAUGUACGGCAGCCCCAUGUACCAGCAGCCGCAGCAACAACAACCGGCGGCGGCACAGUCCAUGGACAAAGGCAAGGGCAAGCUGGUGGAGCUCGAUGACAACAAGUGGGAGGAGCAGUUCGCCCAGAUUGCGCUCGAGGACCAACAGGCGAGAGAAGAUGAGCAGAACAAGGCCAUGGAACCCGAGCUCAACAAGCUCGACGAGCAAAUCCUGCAAUCGGAAACCAACGAAUUUGGGGACUUCGAAUCUAUCUGGAGAGGCAUCCAGUCCGAGAAGAACGCGGCUACGGAGCAGCUCAACGAAGAUGAAUGGGUCAACAGGUUCAACGACGAGAACUGGCAGAAUGGCUUCGGCUGGGGCGAAAACAACUAUAGAAUCACUGGCGAACCCCAGGUCGAGAAUUACCUCUUCGAAGAAGACAACCUGUUCAAAGAUACGCCCAAUCCCUUCGACGAGGGCAUGCGGAUCAUGGAACAAGGUGGCAACCUGUCCCUUGCGGCACUUGCUUUCGAAGCCGCGGCGCAGAAAGACCCCACCCAUGUCGAGGCUUGGGUACAACUAGGAGCAGCACAGGCACAAAACGAGAAGGAAACCGCCGCCAUUCGUGCGUUGGAACAAGCUAAGAGUCUUGACCCUAAUAACCCUGGGGCGCUGAUGACUCUCGCCGUCUCCUACACGAAUGAGGGAUACGACAGCACGGCUUACCGGACCCUUGAACGAUGGCUCUCAGUCAAGUACCCCUCCAUUAUCUCCCCCGCCGACCUCUCUCCAGCCGCAGACCUGGGCUUUACCGAUCGACAACAACUCCACGACAAAGUCUCGAAUCUCUUCAUCAAGGCUGCCAACCUGAGCCCGGGCGGCGAGCAGAUGGACCCUGACGUGCAAGUUGGCUUGGGAGUAUUGUUUUACGGCGCUGAAGAGUAUGAAAAGGCCGUCGAUUGCUUCGGCGCAGCACUGCAGUCGACAGAGCAAGGCGCGUCAAAUCAGCGCUCCCAGGUGCACCUUCUCUGGAACCGAAUGGGUGCCACGCUCGCCAAUUCGGGGAAGAGCGAAGAAGCGAUUGCGGCGUACGAAAGGGCCCUUACCCUGCGGCCCAACUUCGUCCGGGCUCGGUACAAUCUUGGCGUCAGCUGUAUCAACAUGGGCUGCCAGCAGGAAGCCGCCAGCCACUUGCUCGCCGCUCUCGAUAUGCACAAGAGCGUCGAGAAGGAGGGACGGGACAAGGCUCGUGAGAUCCUGGGCGACCUGAGCGAUUCCCAGCUCGACGCCAUGACAACACAGAACUGCAGUACGAACCUGUAUGAUACCUUGCGGAGGGUGUUUAUGCAGAUGGGCAGACGGGAUUUGGCAGACAAGGUGGUGGCCGGUGUAGACCCUGCCGUAUUCAGGGGCGACAUCGACUUUUAG